AUGAGUAUGAUUGAAGAUAUUGAAUUGAGCGCUGAGCGCUUUGCUGAAGCGAAAGUGAUCGAGCAAAUCGAAGACACUUACGAAAACGCUCCAACAACCGAAGAAUUAACAACAUUGAAACACAUUUCUGAUCAUAUACCGCUACCGGCUCGACUGAUUAUCGUUUGCGAAUUUUGUGAACGUUUCGCCUUCAUAGGGCUCUCUGGUCUCUUUCAGAAUUAUAUUCAAUUUCCGGUACCUGGCCCGAAUGAUAAACAAUCGGGUGCACUAGGUCGUGGACAACGCACUGCCACCUUAUUAACAACGUUCUUUCGGUUCUUGUGUUAUCUAACACCGAUUAUUGGUGCCAUUCUAGCUGAUCAGUUCUGGGAAAUUAGAGGUGAAAAGAAAAUUAUCGAUCCAAAAGUAACUGUACAGUCGAUGUUCAAUUGGUUCUAUUGGGCCAUAAAUUUGGGCGCACUAUCAGCGAUCGUUACCACUAACAUCGAAAAAUAUCAUUCAUUUUGGCUUGCCUAUCUCCUACCCAUGGUGGUAUUCGCCGGUUCCAUUGCUGUUCUAAUUGUUGGUCGUCAUCAAUACAUUCGAAAAGUUCCAAGCGGUUCAUUGAUCAUUCGUGCAUGUCGUGUGAUUACAAGAGCCACUCAAAUGCGAUGGAGGCUCGGCAAACAAGAUAAUCGUCGAGAUUUUUUAGAUUAUGCGAAAGAAGAUCUGUCACCAAUUGUUCAUGAUGACAAUCAGACAGUGAUGAAAUCAGACAACAACCAAUUUGUUGAAGAUCUCAAGCGAGCAUUGAGUGCUUGUCGUGUUUUUGCUUUCUAUCCAUUUUAUUGGAUUUGUUACAAUCAAUUGGUGAGCAAUAUGAUAUCGCAAGCCGCUCAAAUGAACGUUGAACGACAACAACAGUCACCAACAUAUCAACAUAAACCACCAAGAACAGGGACUAAUAAACCAAUAAAUUCAUCAACGGCUGGACAACAAUUGAAUGAUGCAUUUAAUCGAUACGAUAUUAUUGAAACAUCAUUACAUUUUAAUGUUAAACGAUUAGAUUUACAUAUGAUGGCCGAUGCAGAUAUUCUCGUUGACCGUCUAGUUGAAAAUGGUUCACUUCAAAUGACUAUAGCAAAUUUAUCCAUCGAUCUUUAUCCAUAUCAUGAAUAUGGAUCAUCAAAAAACCAUUGGAUAAAAUAUAGUGAAAGUCAAUCAAUAAAUCGUAAUGAAUGGAUAACUAGAUUACAUGAAGAAUGGCAUGCACAAUUCAAUACUGCUAAAGCCUCCGCACCAAGUGAUGAAACAUCUAUGAAAUUUGAAAAAGCUCUUCGUACAAAGCAAAUUUAUUUGUUUGAAUCAUGUCGUGUCAUAAAUAUUGAUGAUCUCGUUUUUUAUCCUGUUUCAUUAAAUAAUGAUAAACAACAAAAACGUCGUCGACCAUUAAUUUCAUCUGAUAAAACGUAUUAUCAUUUACCAGAUAAUUUAGGUAUUAUUAAUAUUCAACAAACAGAAUAUUAUUAUCCAUUUUCUUAUGCAUUUCCUGUACCCAAUAGUGAUUUGUAUAUUCAAAUAAUGCCUCUUGUUAUUCGUGUUGAUUUUUCUACAUUAAGUUGGCUUGAUGCUUUCGUAUCGACAUUAUCAAUAACGAUAGAUAAUUCUGGUGUACUAAAAACUGAUAGGCCACCUGUUGAUCUUGAACAUGUUGCAAUUAAAUUAGAAGCCAUGUUACCAAGAAUUGUUAUAAGUUCGGAUCUAUUUUCUAAUAAUCGUAAAUUACAAGAAACAAAACAAGACGCGAAUUCGGAAUCUAAUACAUCAUUACAACAGAAUGAAAUAUUAAAUCAACAACAAUUUGAUAUACUUGAACUCAAUAUUUCAAAAAUUUUAUUUACAAAUACACGAACAGAAUUAACAAGUAAUCGAUAUAAACUUGAGAAACAUUUAGAAUUAUUUAAAGAAACAAAUUUUUUUCAACAAACUCAAUGGCCUUUUUCAAAUGAGACAACAACACGAUUUAGUUCAUUAUUUGAAAAACAUCCAUAUGAUACAUAUUUAUAUGAUAAUCCAUUGAGUAAAAAGACUAAUACUUUACCAGAUGCACCGUCGGCUAGUACAGCACUUCAUACUUAUUAUACAAUGACGACUGAUUCAUUGAAAAAAGUGAGAGAUUCUGCUAAAUAUGAUAUUUGGAAUUUAAAUGUUGAAAAUAUUUAUCUGGAUUUUACGCCAUCAUCAUCAUCAUCGGAUUCAAUUCGAUUAACAAAACAAAAUAUGAUUGAUACUUUAUCAAUGACAAGUUGGAUUGUACUUGAUAAAGUAGAAACAAAUUCUUGGUUAAAUAUUCUUUGUAUUCUUGAAAAUCCAUCUCUAUUAAAAAUUUCUCAAAAACAAUACACAUUUAUUAUGCAUCUAGUAGAUGAAUUAGGUCUCUUUUUUGAUGCACUCGAACGAAAUAAAAAUCAAACUCAUCUAAUUAAAGAAAAACUUUUAUUAAAUAAUUCUUCUGAUGAUAUAAAAAUAACAAUUUGUUUAACUAUGCCAACAACAUUUACACUUGGUGUCAUGGAUGAUCUUGAAGAUCCAAUUAUUAAUCAUUCUACACCUACUCCAUCAAGUUUAUCUGAAAUUGAUAUUGAACCUAUCAUACAUGAUACAUCCGAAACAAAUGUUGUUAUUGAUUUAGUAACAACACCAGCACCGAGUCUUGCUAGUACAACGACAAUAGAAAAAAUGAUUCCAAAUAAAAGUCUUGAUUCACCUCGAAAAAAGAAAUCUAAAUUUGAAUUCAAUAUUCAGCGUGGAUUAGAGAUUGCUUCAAAAGGUUCACGAGCUUCAUCCAUAUCAUCAUUGAUGAACAUGAGUGAUAAUAGUGAUGAAACGUCGUCCCAAUGGGAUCUCAAUGAAGAAUUAGAUGCUGAUCUCGAAGCAAGUGUAUUUAAUAAUGAUUCUGAAGAACAACAACAAAAAGUAACACGUAUUGAAUUAGAUGAUGAUAGUAUUAGUGUAACAGGAAAAAAUUAUAUUGGAAUGAGAGCAUUAGAAUCGGCUAAUGGUGUAUUUAUUAAAUUAAAUCAAAUAAAUGUUUGUAUAACAGAAGAUAAUGGAAAGACUGAUAAGCAAAUGUAUAUUGCAUGUAAUGUAAAAUAUUUACGUAUUGAUGAAUUUUCUUCAGUAAAAUUGGAUACAAUGAAACCAAAAAUAUUUGAAAAUGAAAAUCCAGAUGAAUAUAAUACGGAAAAUGUGCCACCAAUAAAUGUUCGUAUUGAUUUUCCUAAAAGUGAAUUAUCACCACCACCAAUAAUUACUUUACAUAUUCAAGAUCGUUCAUUAAAAGUUGCUAGCCAUGCUAUCGAUGUAAUUUCACAAAAUUUUGAAGAAAUGCUUACAAGUGAAGAAAAAAUCCUUAGAGAAAAUCAACCAAUUAAAACUGCUCCAAUUGAUAUUCAUUUAAAUAAUGUACAAUUUACACUUGAACCCCUUCCUGAAUUUUCAACAACACAAACUCCGAUUGCAAUGAAACCACCAAUCAAAAUGAUUAUCGAAUGUAUGCAUAUUCUUCGUCAAAUUGAUGGAAAAAUCAUUGUUCGAAAGAUGAAUAAUAAUGAUGAUAAAAAGCAAAUUAUUCCAUCAUUACCACAGUCAACUUCUACUGACAAUAUAAAUGAAAAAUUACAACGAUUAGAAAUAUUUCGUCUUGAAAAUGAACGACUUCGUUCUGAACUAAAUACUUGUAAAACAGAAAUAAGCGUUUUACGUAGUGAACGCGAUAGUUUAAUGAAUACAAUUGCGAAACUUGAUAUUGAAUUAACUGAAGCUGAAUGCCAACGUCUUGCUCAACAACAAUCCAGGAAAAAAUGA
This is a messenger RNA of Rotaria sp. Silwood2, 3846 nucleotides long. The record is from the annotation of a GenBank genome assembly. NCBI's taxonomy places the organism in Eukaryota, Metazoa, Rotifera, Eurotatoria, Philodinida, Philodinidae.